ACAUCCUGUAAACAGAGGGGCCCGCUGGAGACAACAACUUCUGCUUCCGGGUCACACCUUGACAGCGGCUUUCACCACCCAGCUCAGCCCCGCGGUUUGCAUCGCAAUAGAAAACCCUUUGGUGUUUUCUCUGGAUCCGAAGUUAAAGAAAACCGGGGGAGAGAGGGCUUUCAGUUCCAGCAGAGGAAAGAGGCCACGUGGGGUCAAACGGCGCACGGGCUGCUGUCUGGAGAUAGGCAGUUUGGAGCAUGUGAACAUACUCUGAGCCUUGAUGAGUUCCAGUAUGUGGUAUAUUAUGCAGAGCAUUCAGAGCAAAUACUCCCUCUCAGAGCGCUUAAUCCGAACAAUCGCUGCCAUUCGUUCCUUCCCACAUGAUAAUGUAGAGGACCUCAUCAGAGGGGGAGCAGAUGUGAACUGUACCCAUGGCACCCUGAAGCCCCUGCACUGUGCGUGCAUGGUGUCAGAUGCUGACUGUGUAGAGUUACUCCUGGAAAAGGGAGCGCAGGUGAAUGCCCUGGAUGGUUACAACCGAACAGCCCUCCACUAUGCAGCUGAGAAAGAUGAGGCUUGUGUGGAGGUCCUCUUGGAGUAUGGUGCAAACCCCAAUGCACUGGAUGGCAACCGAGACACCCCACUUCACUGGGCAGCCUUUAAGAACAAUGCCGAGUGUGUGCGGGCCCUCCUAGAGAGUGGGGCCUCUGUCAACGCCCUGGAUUAUAACAAUGAUACCCCGCUCAGCUGGGCCGCCAUGAAGGGAAACCUUGAGAGCGUCAGCAUCCUUCUUGAUUAUGGUGCAGAGGUCAGAGUCAUCAACCUAAAAGGCCAGACGCCCAUCUCCCGCCUGGUAGCUCUGCUAGUCAGGGGACUUGGAACAGAGAAAGAAGACUCUUGCUUUGAGCUCCUGCACAGAGCUGUUGGACACUUUGAAUUAAGGAAGAAUGGCACCAUGCCACGAGAAGUGGCCAGAGACCAGCAGCUAUGUGAAAAACUGACUGUCCUGUGCUCAGCCCCAGGAACUCUAAAAACACUCUCUCGCUAUGCUGUGCGUCGGAGUUUGGGACUCCAGUACCUCCCAGAUGCGGUGAAGGGCCUUCCACUGCCAGCUUCCCUGAAGGAAUACCUGUUACUUGUGGAAUAGGCUGCAGGAGCCGUUUGCACCCUCACACAGGCAACCCCGGGGGGAGGUUUUUCCCUGCAGUCCUCUCUUUGUCUUGGAAAACAGGAAAAGCAGUUGUUCCUGUUGCGUGGUUUGUAUUUAGAGACAACGUGUCCCAACGGUAACCUCCACACCAUCUCCCCUCCCCAAACCAAGCAACCAAACAAAAAAAAAAUCCCUCACUUUUGUUUUCUGUUUCUUGCUUACUUGGCUUUUUAUAUUGCACCCUGCAAAAGAAGAGGUCUCCCCCUACCCUCCCCUUUAGGGAAAAAGUCAACAAUGCAACAAAAUUCUCUAGGAAAAUGAAGAGUAUUUAAAGAGUGUGUGUUUAGUUUUCCUUUGAGAACGUGAUUAACAUUUCAGAAGAAUCCCUCUAGAAGCAUUGUAACUGGUCAGUGAAGAAGUUUAAGAAAAUUCCAGCUAACAGAUGUGGCCCAAAGAUGAAGAUACUACAACCUCCAAUGGUGUGCAGAUGCACAGUUGGGCUGGAUGAUACGGAUGAUGCCCUAGCGUGCCCCAUCACGGAGUGUGCAGAAGGGACUGGCCCCCUCUCACCAUCAGAGCAAACAGCAGCCUUUGCCUCUUUUCCAUGGGUGUGCCUGAGGGUUACAGUAGUUCAGCAAUGCUGUUUCAGAAAUAACAUUGUCUUGCUGCUUUCCACGUAGUAGAAGAGAGAGCAGGUUCUGAGCAGUCCUAAGAACUCAGAUGUCCUAAGAACUUUUCUCCUAAUGCAGGUCUUUCUCCUUGUGAAAGCCAGUUUGCUCCAACGGGCUUAGCAGGUGUUUGUACACCUUAGGUGAAGGUGUUUACUCCAGCAGGGGACGAGAUGGGCUGGGCUGCCUUUUCCCACGGGUCUUCAUUUCCCCAUAGGCAGCUCACUCUGCUGAGAGUUGGGAGUUAUUUUCCUUUCAGUUGUUUUGGAAACUUUGCUUUUUACUGAUCUAUACAAGACACUGGGGAGUGCAGGGUGCGGGGGAAGAGCAUUAUAAGAGCUUCUUUUGAGAUGGCCCACCUACUCAAAAAAGAACUGCUUUAGUGAACCAUACUUAGUCAACAAUACUCUUUCUUUUCAUGUUCCUAAACUAGAGCAAGUUGUUAUUGAUCUCGGAUGACCCAGAUGCAAAUUUGAAAACUUUUUUUUUUUUUUAACCGAUUGGGAACCACAAAUAAAAAUGACUGGACUGCUGACACAGCUGAUUUCAAAAACAGUGUCUGCUUUUGCCCUUUUGCUGUUGGUGGGUUUUUUUUGCUCACUUGAAAAAAAAGAAAUAAACACUUCUAAAAGCGA
Messenger RNA from Mirounga angustirostris (Northern elephant seal), 2444 nucleotides. RefSeq names its product ankyrin repeat and SOCS box containing 8 (gene ASB8). The transcript is spliced from 5 exons. The record is from RefSeq and is a predicted model, not a curated record. Gene Ontology annotation, biological process: intracellular signal transduction. Lineage: Eukaryota; Metazoa; Chordata; Mammalia; Carnivora; Phocidae. Bases 272 to 1138 code for a protein of 288 amino acids. Gene Ontology annotation, molecular function: protein binding.